This is a messenger RNA of Lycium ferocissimum, 1599 nucleotides long. Its product is annotated as berberine bridge enzyme-like 21. Bases 1 to 1599 code for a protein of 532 amino acids. The record is from RefSeq and is a predicted model, not a curated record. NCBI's taxonomy places the organism in Eukaryota, Viridiplantae, Streptophyta, Magnoliopsida, Solanales, Solanaceae. The transcript has a single exon. Gene Ontology annotation, molecular function: oxidoreductase activity; FAD binding.
AUGGAGACUUCUCUCUUUCCAGCCUUUUCUUCUUUUCUUUCUCUUCUUGUUGCUAUCCAUUUUAUUCCUUUGGCAGCCUCAACUCCAUCAUACCUAAGUUUUCUUCAGUGCUUAUCCAAACAUUCAGAUCCAUCCGGCCACAUACUGUCAAGAGUGUACACCCCAAAGAAUUCCUCAUAUGAGUCUGUGCUACAACACUAUAUCAGAAACAAAAGGUUCAACAGAUCAACCACUCCAAAACCAGACAUUAUUUUCACUCCAUUACAAGAAUCCCACGUCCAGGUUGCUGUCAUUUGCUGCCGGAAAACUGGAAACUACCUAAAGAUCCGAAGUGGAGGGCAUGAUUAUGAAGGCAUUUCUUAUGUCUCCAACAUCAGUUUUGUUCUCCUUGACAUGUCUAACCUGCAUUCAAUUGAUGUCGAUAUCCAAAAUGAAACUGCUUGGGUCCAAGCUGGUGCAAUUCUGGGCGAACUUUAUUACAAAAUUUGGGAGAAAAGCAAAAUUCAUGCCUUCCCAGCUGGAGUUUGCCCAACAGUUGGCGUUGGUGGUCACAUAACAGGAGGAGGAUACGGUAACCUGUUAAGAAAAUAUGGACUGUCAGUUGAUAAUUUGAUUGAUGCGCACAUAGUAGAUGUUCAUGGUAGAAUUCUUAACAGAGAAUCAAUGGGGGAAGACCUGUUUUGGGCGAUUAGAGGUGGGGGUGGUGCUAGCUUUGGAGUGAUAACAGCCUACAAAAUUAGGCUGGUAAAAGUUCCUGAUGUUGUCACUGUUUUCCGAGUAAUGAGGACCCUUGAAGAAAAUGCAGUUGACAUUGUUUACAGGUGGCAAUUCAUUGCAAAUAAAAUAGAUAACAAUCUCUUUAUAAGGUUAACUCUAAAACCUAUCGGUGACAAGCAAAAAGGAACUAAGACAAUUAAAGCAACAUUUGUAGCAUUAUUUCUAGGAGAGUCCAGAGAACUUCUAUCGGUCAUGAAUAGGGAUUUCCCUCAAUUGGGUUUACAUAUCGAGAAUUGCAGGGAGAUGAGUUGGAUAGAAUCUGAGCUUUUCUGGGCAAGUUUCCCUAAUGGAACACCGCCUGAUGCUUUGCUCAACCGAAUGCCUGGAGCGAAGUUUCUGAAGCGGAAGUCGGACUAUUUGCAGAAACCUAUUCCCAAGGAUAAGUUGAAAUACAUAUUCAGUAGAAUGAUCGAAUUAGGAGACACAGAGUUAGUAUUCAAUGCAUAUGGUGGAAGGAUGAAUGAGAUCCCAGAAUGGGAAACUCCAUUUCCCCACAGAGCAGGAAAUAUAUUUAAAAUUCAGUACGCGGCAAAUUGGGAGGAAGAAGGAAAGGAAGCAGAGAACUUCUAUUUGAACCAGACCAAAGUAUUGUACAACUACAUGACUCCUUUUGUGUCAAAAUCCCCCAGAUGCGCAUUUUUAAAUUAUAGAGACCUUGACAUAGGGGUUAAUCAUAAUGGAAAUAACCGCUACAUUGAAGGUCGUGUUUAUGGACUGAAGUAUUUCAAGGAUAAUUUUGAUAAAUUGGUCAAAGUCAAGACUUUGGUUGAUCCAGAUAACUUCUUCUGGAAUGAACAGAGCAUCCCUCCUUUAGCAGCGUAG